Molecule: messenger RNA, 903 nt
Organism: Symbiodinium natans
Lineage: Eukaryota; Dinophyceae; Suessiales; Symbiodiniaceae
Source: the annotation of a GenBank genome assembly
AUGGGUUGGAACGAUUUUUUUCAGGCGUGGGAACGCGUGACCUCUGAAGAGUCCUUUGUGGAGCGUGUGACUGCUGCUUUUUCCAGGGCCACGAACUCGCCUGCGGUCAAAGGCUCGUCUGAGUUCCGUCGGAGGAAAGCUGUCCUCUUGGUGGUCAUCCGUGCGCUGGUGCAGCUUCUCAUCGGUACUCAGCAGCAGUCUGGGGCCAUACGGCUGGUCCGAACUCGAGAAAGAGAGCUCGAGGGCACGGAGGCAUUGCCAUAUCAUCCUUACGCUACGUUCGUCGAGGAUACCCUGGAAGAGGUCAGAGGAGUGCUUCAGGCACCUUCGCCGGAGCCUGAGAUACCGGCUCCGAGGCAAGUACCUUGCCCGGAACACCAGGACUGGGAGUUGGACGAAAGAGAGUAUCCAACCAUAGCGGCGCUCUCAUCUUCUUCUUCUGCCGCGCCGCGUGUUGCACCUUUGGAAGUGGUCGAAGUGCGUGAGGACAUCCCUGUCCUGAUUUCAUUGGAUUUCAGCGGGGUGCUCAACAUCCACUUUCAGGACAGCCGAGAUUUUUUGGACCGUUUGAACGCAGAGCGUCCGAGCCACGUGAAGCUGAAGUUUAUUUGCACGAGUUACUCUGGGACAGAACGGGCCAAAGAAACGCGUCAGUCGAUGGCUUCGGAGCUUCCGGGCGUGCCAGUCUACAUCACUAGCUCUCCAACGGGCCGUCCUGGAAAAGGAGCCUUCAUUAAGCGUUUGAUGGACCGGCGGUCGGAUCACUUUGCGUGUCAUUUGGAUGACAGAUCAGACAUCGUGCGGGACGUCGAGGCGUAUGGUGUUCACGGUAUUUUGGUAUCGCCGAAUACGUGGCUGACUGAUCUCGUGCCCACUGUGUUGUUGUGGCUGCGGUCCCUGUAA